AAAACGUUGGAGUUGGAGGCUGGAGGGCCCUGGACGGACGAGACCCGACCGCACGCGCUGGACUCUUCCGAGCCCGGUUGCCGUACGACGCGCCGCCGGGUGCACUGCAUACCGCAAGGACACGUGCCUCUAAAGUGCCCCAACAUACGCGCGCCCCCGCAGCCCUGCCGACUCCGCCGUCGCCUCACCCGACAGGCUGUAGCUGCCGGCGUGCGGAUCCGCCGUUUCUCGUCACUGCCGGCGAAGCCCGCUGCCAAGUGGACACCUCACCGUCGUCUUCCCGUGGCUGCAAUUUGCCUGCCAGAAAGAAAAAAAAUGGCGAGAAGCAUUGAUUCGGAUUAUAUUGACUUCUCACAUAUGGGUGGAUUCAACAUGGGCAUCGAUUUUGAUGGAUUCGAGGAAAAUGUGAGAAAGUUCAUGGAGCUCCCUAUCAAGUAUCUGGAUUCAGCUCAUGAUAAGGCUGUUGAGUUCAUUGAAGAUGUCCAGGCAAUAAUUUUUGCCCCCUUUACUGAUGAUGAGGUGCCAAAUGAGGAGGAUCAAUCUAUUAGCAAUGUCAUCACUGAACCUUUGGCAGCAUCAGUUGAGACACCGCUUUUUGGACCAAAUACUGAAGCCUCUACUCCUGCAUCUCUCAUAACGGUGGAAAACAGAUCUACUGGCUGUGUAGAUACUGAUGCUCAUGGAACUGAAUCAUUUUCAAGUAAAAGUACAGGUUUGUCCUUGAGGAAUCAUGUGUACCCAGAAAAUACUUCUUCUGAAGGAGGUCGCAUUGAAGCAAAUGAUCUGCGUCUUCUGCCAGAGGCAGAGGACACCUCACCAAGUGGAAUAUGUGACAGCUCUGAGGAAGUAAUUCUAUGGAAUCCAGAGACUUCUGUAAAACCUCAUGCUCUGGAAACAGAUCAAGUGGCAGAGCAAGCCGGACACUGUUCUGGACAUUCAGAUUCUUCCGUUUUUUAUAGAGAAAUUCCGCUAGAAAAUUUUAGGGCAGAUUAUGAAGAGGAAGCGGUAUUACACAGUACAAAUGACCCUGUCGAAGUAACAGUUCAUGAUUCCACUACCAUUACCCAAGAUGAUUAUGUACCACACAUAUUGCACAAGGAUCAACAAGCUGAGCUUGACUGUUCUGUACAUUCAGAUAUUCUGGUAGAUUCUGCUGUUUUUUUUCAAGCACUGCUGCAAGAAGAUUCUAGUGCAAAUUAUGAAGAUGAAAGUGUAUCAUACAGUGCAAACGACCCUGUGGAAGCAACCCAAGAUGAUUAUGUACCUCAAGCAUUGAACAAGGAGGAACAAACCGGACUUCACUGUUCAGAACAUUCAGAUAUUCUGGUAGAUUCUGCUGUUUUUUUUGAAGCACUGCUGCUAGAAGAUUCUACUGCUAAUUAUGAAGAGCAAAUGGUAUCACACAGUGCAAACGGCCCUGUGGAAGCAACCGCACAUGGAGCUAGCAUUUCACAUGAAUCGAGCUCAGAUGUGCCUAGCUGUGCUGAUGUUCCAAAUAUGCCAGCUGGCACCAUGGUUGAGUCUGUUGAUACAGAGGACCUAAGGGAUGGCCAGGAGCACAUGGAAAACGACGAAAUUGUGCCCCCGUUCCCUCAGCGAAACAAUGCAUCAUUUCAGAAAAUGUUUAUGAGGAGCUUGUCGAGUAAACUCCGGUGGUCAAAGAAGCAGAUGAGUGCACAUCAGGCCAUACCUGUUGGAUCACAGGAUGUAGAAACCACUGGAUAUCAACUUCUUUCUUCAUCAGUCGAUCUGGAGCAUGACUGGGAGGUCUUGUAAAACUGCAAGAAGCUGCUCCAUGUCUCUGGUUCCAGGGGAAAGCAUAUGUACAUUACAAAUCUCCUUACUGAGGAUGUGUCUAGUUGCUGCAUAUAAUCUUAUAGAAGGAUGAGAACCUGAGGUGUUUGCAUCUCUAAGUCUCUACACAUCCACUGGCAUAACUGUAAAUCCUAUUUGAGGCUGUCUGUUCAAAUUUUCUCUUACUGUCCUGAAGUGCAUGCAGACAAAUACACACUUGAUUUUAAACCGUUUGAAAA
Messenger RNA from Panicum virgatum (switchgrass), 2033 nucleotides. RefSeq lists its product as uncharacterized. The record is from RefSeq and is a predicted model, not a curated record. The transcript is spliced from 10 exons. The coding region runs from base 316 to 1776 and encodes 486 amino acids. Lineage: Eukaryota; Viridiplantae; Streptophyta; Magnoliopsida; Poales; Poaceae.